CAGCAACUUCCUGAUUUUAGACUAAUCGUAACCAGGCAAUGCCGUAUCAACUUCCGCUGUUAAUGUAAAUACAAGAAAAUGGCAGGUAUACCAGACUACAUUGAAAGAAAGGGCUCCCUCUUCUUGAGGUCGAAUCAUAUGAACUAUGGAAGAGCCACAUUAAACUCAAAUUGGCAUCAAGCAAGAGAGGCAGAGCCCAAAGAUUAUGAUAUUAGCAAAGGGAAUGAGCGCAACUUAUGUACGGCCACGUAUGAAAGGAUAGGAAAUAUUACAGAUGGGUCUCUCAACAAAACAACGUACCAAGAUCAUGCGGAACAAACCAAUCUGAAGAAGGAUUUCGAAGAACAGAUUCCAAGGAAACCAAUGAUGACUAUGAACACCGUGGAACAUUCCCACAUUGACAGAGACUUAGGCACCCCUCAACGGGGAUUUGGUUCGGUUUUACCACGACACAAUCCAGAGUACAAUAAAAUGCACUUAGAAACCACUAAUAAAGCAGAUUAUCAGCCACCAGAUCCGGAAUACACACCAGUUCCCGAAAAGCCAGCUGAUUUCCCUGAUCUUUCAGCUGCGUACAGGAAGUGCAACUCCCAGUUUACAGACACUGCUGAUUAUCGCCGCCCUGGGCGUAACACUUGGCAGGAUGAGAGCGGCGUGUACACCAACACCCAUUAUAAACGUCAGGUCCUCAAAACCACCAACCCCAUCCCUCCACAAAUCUCGUGAGGCAUGGGACAGAACUCUGUGUAAAUAGCACUGUACAUAAACAAUCUGUAGCAACAAUAAAGUUCCAAUGAUUAAUCA
Molecule: messenger RNA, 804 nt
Organism: Ostrea edulis (European flat oyster)
Lineage: Eukaryota; Metazoa; Mollusca; Bivalvia; Ostreida; Ostreidae
Product: cilia- and flagella-associated protein 95-like
Exons: 5
Coding region: 79-726 (215 amino acids)
Cellular component (GO): plasma membrane
Source: RefSeq, a predicted model, not a curated record